AAUAAUAUUAAAGCACGUGUAAUUGGAAUAAUUUACAUGAUUCUGAAAAAUUAAAUUCAAUAUUUAUAUAUACGUGAUUAAUACAAAAUCCAAUAUUUCUGCAUCUAAAGUGGCUUGAACGAAUUAGACGAGAAACAUUAAAUGUAUUAUAAACGUACAAAAUCAUGAUUUGGAAAUAUUCAACAAAUUCUUUUUGUACAUUUAUACAUCUAAAUACGGUUACUUAGCAAAUGUAAAUUUAAGCUGUAUUUCUCAAUAAGCCUUCUAACUAAAACAUAAUUACAUAUAUAUUUUUAGAAUAUUUUGCGAAGUAGACUACAUUUCCACGUUUGAAAAUUCUACAUACAAAUUUGUAGGAAAAUUGUCCGCAGAGUAUAAAUUUGAUGAGCAAAAUUUGAUGGUUGUACAUGUCCGACAAGUUUGUAUUUUUAUUGAAAAAUAUUUUGCAAGGCGAAAUGCUUUUUUAAAGCAUUCCGUCGUCGGUCGGUCGCGUGCUGCAAUUUGAAAGAGAGCGAUUUACGCCAGUGUAUGCACCUCUCGAUCUGUCCCCUCUCUCGGAGGGCUGCACGCUUGUUGGCGCCCCCCUCUUUCGCUCCGUUCUCCCCCUCCUCGAGCGACCGGCCGGCGACGUGCCUGCUAUGGUGAUGUUUACAGCGUAGUCACGGCAACGGCUCAUGUGAUCAGUCGGCUAGCCGUCGUGCGCCGGGUAACAGGAGGUGAUUGUGCUGUGUGUGCGAGAAUCGAAAUUGUGUUUCGCGUCGUGCAUCGCCCUGUCGCGAUCUGUUACUCUCGAAGCGUUGACAGUUCUCGACAACUCGAUUUUGGUGAAACGACGGUUCGUCGUGUGUGACAAACUCGGAUUCAGUGUCAAACACUUGGCAUAAUCGCGUACAAAUGUGAACUUGCCGUGAGACUUAAAGUGAGUCGAUUAUCGGGCUCUCUCAUCUAUAAACUCGUCGAAACUGAAACCAAGAGCAUCAUUGUAAUACGAUAAUUAUCCUCGGCAGGAUAAUCACGGAAUGAAGCGUGUCGCGCAAAUCGAAAGACCGGCGCCAAACGCAGCGCGGCUCGAGUCACCCCUUUUCGAAAGUCCCUCGCUUGAUUCGCGCGGGUCUUUAUAACACGUGACCAACAUCGUGGGGUGCGCGCGCGUAUAUCGCUUCGUAUUGUCGCUUGACACCGUCGAGCUCCGUAUUGUCGCUCCGUUUGUCGGCCUGUGUUGAUAUGGUAUUUCGCCGGUGCGAAAUGGCGUGUCGUGUUGGUUAACAUAGCCGCGAUUUCAUGAGUAAGUGCGAUCGAAGGACGAUCAAGAAGUACGUUUAAGAAUUCGUUCGUCGUCAGAGAAGGUAGAAAGAGAGAGAUAAGGUGGAGAGUACUUGGUGCGACGCGACGUGAAGCUCGCCGCCGGUCAGUACGUCACGUGACCGCGCGGGAAGGACACGAAGUUAGUGUGUUAUGGUCGGUGCAUUUCCGUUUGUGAGACGAAAGGAGGGCAGCGAUGCUGUGUCGGCGUGGCCGCAGGUGAACCCCGGGGACGAUAGAUGCGCGGAGCUCGUGAUCGUGGAUCAAGGGUGGCCCAAUAAGUUUGCCGCUAGCUGCUCGCGCCUUCACUCGUCGCUCACCACCGCCAACGUCGUCGGCACGGAGUCCGGUGCCACUGCCGCCGGCAUGAUGUCGCGGAGACGCGGUCUGCAGGCGUUGGUGCUCGUACUCGCCACUUCCUACGCCACGAUCUUACUCUACCAGGCUGUCGCGCAGCGCCAGUGGAUUGACGAGGUGAACGUCGCGGAGGUGAGCAGAAGCGUGAUAGUGGAAGCACCUGCGUCGAGGAGGAUAAUCGGCGAGGAAUCGCCGCCGGUGACGCCGCCGGUGGCGACGGCGACCAUGGCGCCGUACGCCACGAACCUCGACGACGUGUUUAUCAGCGUGAAGACCACCAAGCACUAUCAUCAUUCGCGCUUGCCGGUCAUCAUCGCCACGUGGUUCCAAUUCGCCAAGAAUCAGACCUGGUUCUUCACCGACAGGGAGGACCCGUACUUCCAGAAUCAGACGAACGGCCACAUGAUCGACACCAAGUGUUCCUCCUCGCACAAUCGGCGGGCCCUAUGCUGCAAGAUGUCUGUUGAAUUCGACAGAUUCCUCGCCAGCAAUCGAAAAUGGUUCUGCCACUUCGACGACGACAAUUACGUGAACGUGCCGCGCCUGCUGAAACUCCUGGACAACUAUAACCCGCGCGAGGACUGGUACCUUGGCAAGCCGUCGAUACCUUCACCCUUGGAGAUCGUCAGGCAAGGUCCGGACCCGCAACGACAACUGCAAAAGGUGAAGUUCUGGUUCGCCACGGGCGGCGCCGGAUUCUGCAUCAGCCGGGCCUUGGCGCUCAAGAUGACUCCGGUUGCCGGAGGCGGCAAAUUUAUAACCGUCGGCGACAAAAUCAGGCUGCCAGAUGACGUGACGAUGGGGUAUAUUAUUGAGUACCUCCUGAAAAAGAAUCUGACAGUGGUGGAUCAGUUUCACUCGCAUUUGGAGCCGAUGAAGUUCCUCAAUAAGGAUACCUUCCACGAACAGGUCUCUUUCAGUUAUUCCAAGGGCUCGAGAGACGAGUGGAACAUUCUGAAGAUCGACGGUUUCGACUUGAAGGACGAUCCUAAGAGAUUCAAGUCGAUCCAUUGUCAUCUGUUUCCGCACGUUCCUUACUGCCCGCACAGAUGAUGAAGAUCGCGCGUUGGACGUAUGAAUAAACAGAAAGAAAAUAAACGUCCAAGAACGCGUUUGAAUCGCUGUCGCCGUUAGAGAAGGAAACGAAGACGAGUCCUCAUAAUUAGGACGAUGUAGGGCUUGUUCUCCGAUCGCACGGAAGGAACGUACGUAAGACCGACAUGUGUAUUUUACUAAAUUUCGACACAAUCGGUCGUGCGCAACGAGAAUUUUAACGAGACUCGCGACAGCGACUCUCGUCGUUAUUCCAUUUAGCGAAAUAUAUGUUACGGUUAGUGUCAAUUAGGUCAGUUCGUCGGUAAUUCUAUGGAAACAUCGGCUAUGUUUCGUAGAGAAGCCCGGGGCUAAUUGGCGCAGAGACAUGUUCCACGCGUUUCGUUGACGUAUUUAUUACGAGGGAAAUAGUGGAGGAAGAAGAAUUGCAUGUCUCUGUCGGAAUAUAUUGCUCCUAGAGUUUCAUUAAGAUCUGAAAAGCGUGCCAACUUACCCCGGUCUUCUCGACACACGUAACAGAACUGUAGAAUUCGUUAUGUUCCACGUAGGAUACUUCGGCAGAGAGAAUCCGCACAAGAGAUUUCGCACAGAAUUAUCGGUGGUUUCAUAGAAAUUUCUUUAGUUACGUUUACCGUGACAUAUACAGAUAUCGUAGGUGAUUUUUCUCGGUUUGCAUUCCGUCAGUGAUCUCUCCGCCACCUCCGGAUCGUCGGUGGAGAAGCGGCAAACGAGUGAAACGUCUAUUCUCGAGGCUAUCGAUUUAUGCGAGCGCCCUUUUUACUUUAUUCAUAAAGGCUGAACAUACAGGAAGGAUUAACGCCUCGUAACCACCCGUGACAAACGUAUCAAUCGCGAGGAUUUUUAACGUCUAACGCUGUUUGCGCUCUAUUUUGUUUUCCUUCGCGUGGCUAAUCGUCAAAAUUUUCCGUAUGUGUCGAAGGUCACGCUGAAAUUUUACUCGCGUCCAUUUUCGUCUUAAUUAAAACGAGACUUUUACCCUCUGUCGUACUGUUGCUUUUGCAAAAUAUUUUUUCCCCUCUUUUAAAUUUGCGGAAACGACGGGACAACAGUAAACAGGGUAAUUAUUCUUGUCGCGGAGGAUCAUCCGCGGUUCAGCGCGUAGUUGCCAUUUGACGUAGCGUACAAUUAAUAUUUAUUUGCGCGGAGUGGCCCGCAGGUGAGGACAAGAAAGUACACAGCCACACACACACACGCACAUUACACGCGCACAUAUAACACACGGCAGGCGGGAGAUAAUGAAAUAGAGACGUAGCGUUUCUCGUAAUUUCUCCACGGGGUACAUAAUGGCGGAACUUCCACGAGUAGGCGUAUACGACAGCUGCGUCUGUGCAAUAUGAUGCAGGAGAGAGAAUUGUACAUAAGAUGCAUAUAAUUAUAAUUCGCUGACGUCGCCCGUCGGCGCGAAAUGGAAUUAAGCUAGUCCCUCGCAAAAAGACAGACAGCUGUAUAAUAAUGUGAUAUUUAAGCGCGCGCGAAUGUUCACUUUUACGCACACGCGCCCUUAUGGCGUCCCCCUUUUGUGGUGUCGUGUGUCGUAGCUCUCUUUUCUUCUAUGCGUAAGGAUAUUUAUAAGCGACGUGUUGCGAGAGAGCACGUGUGCAAUAUCGAGUAUACGAGUCGCUUGUUUCCAAAAUGUGGCCGCGGAUUCCAUUUCCGAAAUCCAUAGAAAUUUCAGUAAUAACAAUACUUUAUCAUAUUAUCCAUCCAUUUCCUUGAUACUGGCUCAGAACUAGAAUCUUAUAUAAGCCAGUUUGGUAGGAUCAUCAUAUUAUUAUCUUUAAUAAAAAUUUCGCUGGUAGACCGCGGCUAUCGAUCUUGGCGGGAUUCGUAAAGUUCGGUGCGCUCAAUUUGGAAAACAAGCGACUCUCGUUGUUAGCCUCUGCGACGAAUGAGUUUAGGAAUAAAAGGGGCAAGCGAGGCGAGAGAGCGUGUGUUUAUAGUCAUAUAAAAUAGACUCCACGUUAUACCUGUCGUUAACCAAACAGUGAGAAAGAGAGAAAGGGGAGCACAAAACGAAGGGGAAUUCUCCUUCCUCGGUUUCGUGAGUCGGAUACUGCUUGUUGACAGUUCGUGCAACCGACGACCGACGUGUUCAGGCAGUUCACGGUAGUUGGCCAAUCCUGUCAUUGAUAUGCGCGCUGUGAAAAACAGACGUGUCUUGCCUUUCUCUCUCUCUCUCUCUAUCUCUCUCUGUCUCUCCUUCUAUUUCAUUGUUUUUUUUUUCUUUGUCAAAGUCACCGUCCCGCCAAACGUGUUAGAUAAAGAUACACGGCACGCUUCGAGCCUAUUCUUAUAUGCCUAUCUAAGCAUUGACGUUGCAUCUCGUUGGAUCUCGAUACCUUAACCGACAGCACAUGUUAUCAUAGUGAUGUGCUCGCGUGAGACGCGACAUGUCCAGCAAACACGGAAGCUGUGACGUUGUCUACGCUGUUAUCAUUAUGCCGAUAUAUUAACAAAAAUUACGAAAUGUAUGAUAUAUUGAUUUUAUAUAUAUAUAUAUAUAUAUAUAUAUAUAUAUAUAUAUAUAUAUAUGUGUAUAUGUAUAUGUAUAUGUUGAGCGAUAAUGUUUUAUAUAAUAGAUGACGUGUACAAAACAACACACAUCUCAGAAUCCCGAUGACGUCUUCGUCGAUCGUCCCUUGCUUCCCUCAACGCGCAUCCUGUAUUGCGUGACGCAACGUACCAUUUUCCUCAUCCUCCCGGCUACUUCCCGAUGACUUUCCUGUCAUUUCUCGAGAGGUAUACCUCCUCUCGAGAACGUGUUUCGCGAAGUUGUUUACGACUCUUAGUACUUGAACCUUUUCUCUGCAAUUGUCUCCAUUAAACU
Odontomachus brunneus is the source of this 5560-nucleotide messenger RNA. RefSeq names its product fringe glycosyltransferase (gene fng). Gene Ontology annotation, molecular function: O-fucosylpeptide 3-beta-N-acetylglucosaminyltransferase activity. Bases 1456 to 2712 code for a protein of 418 amino acids. The transcript has 9 exons. Gene Ontology annotation, biological process: regulation of Notch signaling pathway. Gene Ontology annotation, cellular component: membrane. The record is from RefSeq and is a predicted model, not a curated record. Lineage: Eukaryota; Metazoa; Arthropoda; Insecta; Hymenoptera; Formicidae.